Messenger RNA from Passer domesticus (house sparrow), 9212 nucleotides. RefSeq names its product leucine rich repeats and IQ motif containing 1 (gene LRRIQ1). The transcript has 19 exons. Bases 195 to 3842 code for a protein of 1215 amino acids. The record is from RefSeq and is a predicted model, not a curated record. Gene Ontology annotation, molecular function: protein binding. Lineage: Eukaryota; Metazoa; Chordata; Aves; Passeriformes; Passeridae.
ACGCUCCCGCGGUAGCGGCGCGGUGCGGGUCCCUCGUCCUCCCUCGGAGCUCCGCACCGUCCGCUGUUGGCGGGUGCGGAAUUUCAGGGCGGAGGGGCGGCCGGUCUCCAGAGGAUUCCAGAAAGGCGGAGGCUCCGUGAGGUGCUUGACUGAACGACAGCUUUCAAAACAGAUAAGAUCCUGUGGGAAGUAGAAUGUCGGAAGAUAUUGAAGGAAUUGAAAAAGAAGUAGAAAUUGAAUUAGGCAGAAUCAGUGUUUCUUCGUUUGGAACAGAUGAGGCUGACACAGAGGUAUCAGAGGAACCCUUGAGUGACAGUGAGUCUAUUUCAGGUGACUUGCCAGAAUCAGUUCUCGCCUAUUUAAACUUUAUCAAGAGCAGCAAUCAAGAUGCUGAAAAGCUUAUACUGCAGGACUUAGAAGAUGAGCAAAGUAGAAAUGACAUUUAUGAAGUAGUUUCUUGCUGUCCUUCUGAAUCUAAUGAAGAUUCAAAACAAUUUAAUGAAAAGAUACUAGUUGAAGUUGAAAAUGAAGACUUGCAGCUUGCUGCAACACCUGAUUAUAGUCAGUCCAUCAGUGACUGCACUGAUGAGCACUUUCUUACAGCUGAUCUUGAAAUGAGCAUAAGUCUUGCCCAUCGUGAAGUAGAAGAACAGUACAGACGAGCACUUGAGCUUGAAGAUGAAAAGAUGAAAAAGUGGAAAGCUGAGAGACAAUCACGGGAAAAACAAAAUGAAGAGGAGCAUGCAAGAAGAUUGCAGCAUCUGCAGCAAUUUGAGGCUGAAAGAAUAAAAUUAGAUCUUCUUCAUAAGGAACACCAGGCUGUAAUGGAAGAUGAGUUACAGAAAGAGAAGGAAGCUUGGAGACACAAAAUGAGGAAACAUGAGGAAUUGAUCAUGAAGCUGCAGUUGCAAAUGGAGGAGGAGAAAAAGGCCUUGGAAGAACAGAAAGCAAAAGAAAGACAGCAACUGGCUGAACAACAGAAUAUAGCAGCUGUGAAAAUCCAGGCUAGAUUUAGAGCAUUUUUAGUUCGUAAAAAAUAUGCUCCCAUUUUAAAACAAUGGAAGUAUGAAAUGAGAAAGAAGCAAAAAAUACUAGAGGAAAUAGAGCAAGAAAUGAAAGAAAGAGAGGAAAAACUGAACAGGCGAAUGGAAGAAAACAGGUUAAAGAGAAGAGAGGAAAGAAAGAGGCAAGAAGAACUUGAAAGAAAACAAUAUUUGAAACAGGUGAGGAGGCGUGAGGAAUAUGAGAAAAAGAAAGAAAGCCUGAGACUGGAAAGAGAAAAACAAGUGCAAAUAAGAAGAGAAGAACAAAGAAAAUUAGAACAAAAAAGAGCAGAAGCUGUGAUGAGUGAAAAUGUAGAAAAUAACAUAGAAAACAUAAAAAAGGAUAAUAAGACAGAAAAUAUGAAAGUAAUUAGAGAAGAGAAGGAGGAACUAAAUAAACAAGUAGAGGAACCAAAAGAAAAGCAUGCUGAAAUGAUGGAUGAAACAAAUAAUUGGAUGAUUCCAGCAGAAAGAAAUUUGACACCAAGCGUGCUAGGCUCUGAGAAGGCACACCCUUCUCAAGUAAAUAAUGAAAACUUACACAUUAAUUCAGUAAUACAAGUAGAAGAAAAUUACUCACAAACAAGUUAUCUUGAUAGAGUUUCAGAUGGUUGUAUUUCAAAGGAUGAAUCUCUUAACUUUGGUGCUAAUGACAUGGCAGAAAAUAAGGCAAAAUGUAUAUGCAGCAGCCCUCCAAAUGUCCAACCAAAUGCUAAUAACAGAGAAACUAAAGAUCAAUUUUCUCAUGGAACUAUGAAGAAAACUUUAUUUCUGAGGGAAAAUGCUACUGAAGGAGUCAGAGACAUCUGGGACAGUAAUCACGAUGUAGCAGAUUCUCCUAGUAAAGUAAUUUUUCCUGAUGAUAUUGAGAAGAAGAGAAUAAACUGGAUGAACACAUGCAAAUCUUGGUCUAAAAUAUAUGAAGAAAACCAAAGCAAGCAAGCAACUAUAAGAAAACGACUAAGAAAAAGUUCAUUUAGCAAGAUGCCUCCACUAAGUACAGAAAAGAUAAUUCAUAGUGGCCCUUGGAGUACCUUGCAACAGGUCACAAUGCUUACGCUUGAAGAUUUGCCAGCUUGUAGCCUCUCGACCUUAUCUGAGUGUUCAAACCUUCAAGUUUUGACGCUGAGGCGCUGUGGACUCGUUGCACUGGAAGGACUAAGUAGCUGCAAAGACCUGAAGUAUAUUAAUGUGGAGGAGAACAACAUUCAGGUAAUUGACUGUGCAAAUCUGGAAAAUCUCUGUAUUCUCAUUCUGAAUAAGAACCGUCUUUCAUCAGUUUGUGGCUUAGAUGGAUGCAAAAAUCUUCAAAAUCUUGAACUUUCCUACAAUAGAAUCACUCGAAUUGGUGGUCUGGAGUCUCUGAAAAAUCUUCAGCAAUUAAUUGUGGACCAUAAUCAGUUAAUCAGCACAAAAGGUCUUUGUGAGGUACCUACUCUCAUUCACCUAGACUGCUCUUUCAAUCAUCUUGCACAAGUUGAAGGCAUUGAGAAUUGUGGCCUACUUCAGGUUCUGAAGUUGCAAGGCAAUAAUCUCCAGGAGCUUCCAAGACUGGAAAAUCAUGUUCUCUUAAGAGAACUAUAUUUGGAUGACAAUAGUAUUUCUUCUAUGAGAAUGCUUUCUUCGUAUUGGUUGCCUCUAUUGCAGACUCUUUUGCUGUCUCAAAAUAGAUUAACUGACCUUGUGCCUUUAAAUUCAUUUGUAUUUUUGGAAAAGCUAGAUAUCAAAAAUAACUGCUUGUCAGAUCUUAAAAAUGUCCAUACAUGGUUUAGUGGCUGCCAUAAACUAAAGGAGUUGUCAUUGAGUGGGAAUCCUCUUCUCCAAGAAAAGAACUGGAGGUCUUCCAUGUUGAAAGUCCUUCCUAGUUUACAGUUGCUUGAUGGUGAAAUCUUAACCCAUCAUAAUUUACUCACAACUGAAAAAAUCAAAGCAUCAGAAUUGGGAACUUUUCUGGAACUAUGUCAAGUUCAAAUUGAAGAAAAUAUUCAACUGAAAAAAAAGGCUGCUGAAUUGGAAAUUACCUCUUCUAUUGAUUCUGUAGUGGGACAAUGCUGGUAUUUUAAUCAGUUGAUGAAACUUAGUAUUAAACAUCGAUAUGUACAUGAGUAUGGUGAGCUAAACAUUACUGACAGAGAUGGACCAGAAGCACUUCAAAAUCAUUUAAAGCAAACAUCCACUGGCUGCCUGCAGGAAAAUAACCUCUUUAUCAUGGGUGUGACAGAAAAUAAACAUGUCUUGUUGGAUCCUUCCAAAAGACGGAUUACUACUGGUGAUAUUCAGGCCACAUUCAUUAACUCCUCCAUACCUGUGCAUCAGAAGGAAAAUAGAGGAGAUCAACGAAUGACGCAGAAGAGCACUGAAUCUUGUAUUAAUUACAGUGGGGAGAGCAAAGGCAACAAUAACAUGUCAGGCCAACUCACAUUGCAACAGUCAGUGAUAGUAGCAAGUGACAUGGGAAGAAAUCUCCAGCACUUUGAGAAUGACGCAGAGAGACUACAUAUGGAACCAUCCUCAAUCCAGUCCUUUUGGCGGCAGCACCAUGCUCAGAGGAAAAAUGACUGCAAUAAAACAGAGAAUCAUCAGUUUGCAGAAGCUUUGAGACAGAAACAUGAAGCUGCCACAGUAAUCCAGGCAUCUUGGAAGGGUUUUCUUUUGCGAAAGAAACUGGCCAGUGCUCUUGCAGAUGUUAAAAGUGAUGAAUUGGAAGAUGAAUAUGAAGAAAUUAAUGUGGAUGCUUUCACGUUUUCUGAAGAUUUGAGAAGAAUUUACCAGCAAAUACUCAUGCCUUGGCAGAAAUAAUUUUAGUUUAAAAAGAAAUGAAAUAUGUUUUCCUGGACUAGCGUGAUAUUUAAAUGAAAUAUCCUACAAAGUGAAAUAUGUUUGCCAGGAACCAAGAGAGAAAGUUACAGCUUUCUGCCAGAUGAAAGACAGUUCAGUGGGCUGGCUGUGAGUAUCUAGAGGGUUAACCUUCAGCAUAAGAUCCCUCGGCUUCACCACUCCCCCUCCCACUCUAAGCAAGUAUUUAACCUAGAGGAUGUUUAACAUCAGGAAAAGUAGUUCUUCAUGUAGAAUGUAUUGCCCCAAAAUAAUUUUUGUAAGCUUAUUUAAAAUAGUCACAGAAGGAUGUUGAAAGUUUUGCCUUUCAUUUGUCUUUGCUUUUACCUUUUUUAUUGUCUUUCAGUGAACUAUACUUUAACUGCACUAUUCAAAUAUACCCACUGAAAACUAGAAAUUAGGAACAUCACCAGCCUGAAGAACUUUAUUCAAAUUUGUAUUCUAUAGAGAAGACUUAAUGGAAAGAUUUGUUCUGAUUCAUUUAUUUGUUUACUCGAAUUACAUUGUAGUCUUAUUGAAAACAAAUUUGAGUAUGGAGAGGACAGAUAUUUUGUAUCAUCUGGUUGAAAAAAGGGUCAUUACUCCUAAGGAUGAUGCUAAUGGCCUACCUCACAGAGGGCAGCAGAAGUACAGAAAAACAUACUGGAUAAAACCAGGCAGAUGAACUGGAAAGAAGAGUGAAUCUUUUUUCAAAGCACUGGGUGGUGCACACUAUUUCUAUGAAAUUCUAAUGUGGAAAUACUGUUUAUGGUAGCAGAUUCUUUUUCUUUUUUCUCUCGCCAUUCUUCUUGUUAGGUUAUAAUGAUCAGGAGCCAGUCAUUACUCUUAGUUCAUGAUAUGUUGUGGAUGUUAGCUUUCUUCUGCUUGUCUAUAUUGUUGUGUAAUUUACUUGUUUUUAUCUUAAAAUACCAUAUAAUUAAAUGCACUACAUAAAUGUCAAUAAUUUUUUUCUGACUAAACCUUCACUGUCGUGAAAACAGUGAAUGAGUCAAUAAGGAGAUGAAAGAAGAAAGGAAAGAAAUAUAAAGAGUUAUAUAUAUAAAGAAAUAUAAAUAGUUUUCUCUGAUUUUCAAAGACAGUUUCACUGUUUUCUUAGGUGGUGGUUCUGAGGUCCGCCACACUUGGAAACCUGGGAUAGCUUCAUGUCCCGUGGUGUCCAACAUGAUGUCCUUUUGAAGUUACUCUACACCACUUCAACAGUUACAUUCUAUGAGGCAUAUACAUGAUUUGCAUUCUUUCUAGGUUGACAUGGAGGUAACAUGGCAAACAUACUGACCAGACAGUUACAUUUGUUAUUAGAAAUUACGUGACUGUUUUAGGGUGAGGAAUAUUUGCCUAGUUUUUAGCAGAAAGAUUUAAAACCACCAGUCUCCAAGGUCUAAAAGAAUGUACUGCAGGAAGGAUUGUCCUCAUUGCGUCCAGCUUUUUUCAUUCUUUCCGUAAGCAACUGCUGCUGAACUCUUCUGGAAGCAGAGUACUGAUGUAGAUGGAUAUUUGCUCUGACUAGAACAGAGUUGUUAGAUGUCAAACGCUGGCCUUUCUUUUCAACCUGUAUUGUUAAUGCCUUUCUGCUUCCACUGCUUCAAGCCAUAGUGCAGUUUCAGGAAUUGGUUUGGUUUCUAUUAUGCUCUUGUGAUCCUCCUUGAUCUCAGAGAGAUGAAAGGCAAUAUGUGAUGGCAUUAUUCACAGUUUGGACAGUUAGUCCAAAGCGCUUGUAGAAGCGCUUCAAAGCCUGAGUGUAAGUUUGACACUGUCCUGAGCACUAUUUUUUGUUCAUGGUGUAAAUAGUACUCAGAACAGCCCUAAUUACAUGUAGAGUCAUGAUAUAUUAUAAAAGAUUACUUAGCUCCAGAAUGUAAUCCAGAGCAUAUAAAAUAUGCCUUGGAUUAGAUUUUGUAAAUAACAUUUGCACUAAAACAACUUUUGGGCAGCUCACUGAGACCCAAUUAAAGUUAGCAGAACCAUUCUCACUCAUUUUGCUUAUUGUAGGAUUGAAUUCUGCUUCUGAGACUACAGAAGUUCAAUGCUUGAUAUAAAUAGUCAUUGCAUUUUGCAAAGGAAGCAAUUGAGUAAAUACUGAAAAAAUGAAGGAAGAACAAAAUGAAGAAGGCUAUAUAUAAUAUGCCAUGGAAAAAAAAAAUCCCUAGACCUCCAGAGUUUGGUAAUGAGCUACAAAAUCAAAGGAGGAACUCUGUAAUAGUAGUGUCUCAAAGGAUAAAAAAAUGCAUUGUGAAUCAGGAUAAAAAAUUCUUUAUCCAGAUGGAUAAAUGGAAAUAGCUAAUAUUAUUAAUGUUUCAUUAUUAAAAUUCAGAAAGAAAAUCCUGACACCAAAUAGAUUCACAUGUCCUUCUUCCUGAAGAGUGGUGUCAUGGAUAAUAAGAUUGUGUUUAAAAAUUUAAAAAUUUGUUUCAAAUGGGUUAACAAAAAAAAAAAGGUGCAACAAAAACAAAUAGAAAGCUCUAUGUAUGUUUUGUGUGUUUGUGAAACCUGAAACUUAAAGUAAUUAAUACAGACCUUUUUGAAAUAAACACUGGAAAUAAAGCAUGGAGGAUACAAAAGCAUAUAAGAUAUCUUCAGGUGAACUAAUAUGUGUUAAAUAAACUGUGUGUGAUUUACACAUAUGUGUAAAGCCACAUUUUAUACCUGAGUAUUCAGGUAUUAUUAAAUACAAGUAUAACACACCUAUAGCUGUUAGUAUAGACCAUACAGUCAAAAAUUGUCAUUUUAUUUGCUUUGUAAUUCCUCUCAGGUUAUUGUUUUUUAAUCUUAGUGAACAAUAUCUGUACAAAGAGAUCUAGUUUUAAGCCUUAGGUGUUGGUAAAUCUGUCAUAAACUUUUCAUUAGGACUGUUUAUAGGGAAAGUGUGGGCAGAUGUUUCUUGAGCUUAGUGUUGUGAAAAUGUCCAGGCAAAACAUAGUGGAAGGGAAUGUUUGAAAAUCAAUAGUGUUUAUUUUUGUGGACAAAGCAAACAUCAGUGUGGUAUAUUUUCAUUAUAUGCUGUGCAUUUAUAGAAGUAAAAUAUGUACUUAAUGGUAAAUAAGCUGUCUUUUUUUUAUUGUUGUGCAUAUUUAUACCUUUGAUUCAUACUUUUAUCUUUUUACUGAUGUUUCUUUUCAACACUUAGGACACUGAAUUACAUUUUAGCCUACAAAAGAAAUAAAACCACUAGUAGUACUAAAUUAAUAAAUGGCAAACACUGGGCUAGGAAAAUAUUAGAGACAAGUUUCAAUAUAAAUAUUAAGAGUUUAAUUGGGUUAUAGUACAACUAUAGCACAAAAGGAUUCAGUCAAUGUACUUCUAAGUGAUUCUUGUUCCCAAAAAAUUGGCUACAUCUUUGGAGUGUUAUUUCUCAUUGGGAUUUUUGGUUUGGUUUAGUUUUUUGUUUGUUUGCUUGUUUGGUUUUGGGGUUUUUUUGUUGGGUUUUUUUUUUCUUUUACAAACUGUUUCAUCAGAGAAGUAAAAAAUCAACUAGCCAGCAUGGAGGCUUGGCCUGAAAUUUGAUAUUAGAGCUUGGAUAAUAUUCACUCCUACUGGAAGACCUUUAAGUACUCCGGUAAAUAAUGGACACAUCACUGUACACACGGAUUAAGUUGAUUGACAUUUAAAUUGUGCAAGAAGUGGAAAUCUACCUCUCUCCCACCUGUACUGAUUCUUUUGCAAAUAGAGGAGGAAGAAAAAUUUCCAAAAUUUGCUAUUUUUAUAUACCUGUAUAUACCAGCACUGUUGACUGGAUUGUAGGCCCAGUCAUGAAAAACAAGUGAAAAAUUCUCAUCUGAAAGAUUCAAAAUAGGAUUUGCUUAGUGCAAUUGAGAAGUAAAUUUAAAGAGUACAAGGAGGAAUAACAUUUAUUUUCACCAGAAAUUUUCAAUCAGAUGUUGUACCUUUUCAUAAUUUUUCUUUUUGACCAAUCUGCUGGAAUUAUUGUAGCUUUGUCUCUGCUGAGAUAUGAACUUGUCAGUCUUCUAUGUUCAAAUACUACCAAUGUCACAUAUUUAAUUUAUCACCUUUGGGAUUUGAUUUACUACGGUCUACUUUCUGGAAUGAAUUUUUUUUAAUGACAAUUAGGUGAGUCAACCACUCAGUGGUGAUCAGCAUAACAGUAAUCACAUCAAUGAGGAAAGAUAAAUUAGUGGGUUGUAGCUAACUAUUAAAGAAUGUGAUACAUUUUAUUUUUUACAUGCCUCUGCAGUUUAUUUACAUAGAUUUCUUAACAUACACAACUUCCCAAGAGAGGAGGUAGAAUAAAAUGGAUAAUGUUAUGUAUUUAUCAUGAAUUGAAAUGUUGAGGAGAGGAAGAGUGGUUAUCUGUUAAUAAUGAGGGCAUAGAAUUUUUCCAGAAAAAGGAAUGAAGCCCAAAAUAUACUGUAAUCAAAUAAUAAGGAAUUCCAGAAGCAGGGAGUCCAUCAGAUGUAGGAAUUCAUCCCUUUUAAGACAUGAAAAUAAAAUCAAACAUUAUUUUUCAAAGCUUGGUCAGAAUGGAAGCAGAAAGAGUGGUCUUAGAGCCACCAAAUCACCUGACCAGUACCUGAAGUAACCUUUCAAAAUACCUGGAAUAUGGUUCUUUUGUCUCUCAGAAUUUCAAAGGCCUUGGAAGAUCUUGUUUACCAAUCUAAAGCUGUACAAAGUCCUGUUUCCACAAACUGUACAGUAAGGUAUCCAAACUUAGCAUCCUUUCUCAGGUCAGAAAUCAGUACAACAUGAGAUAUUUUGUGAAUGGGAGAAAGAUAGUCCAGUUUCAUAAGCAGACAUUUUCAAAAGAAUGAACCCCAGGCUCUUUGCUGUUGAAGUAAGAAGAACCUGAAUGACUGAGCCCUGUAAGUCAAGCCAAAUUCUUCAGUGGUAUUUACUUACUUUGUGGGAAUGAUUUGAUUCUCUCAUUUAUCAGAAUAAGUUGAAAAGACAUGGUAAAAAACAUCAAGGACCUAUAAGAAAAGCAAGUAAUAUAGAGGUUGGGUUUGAAACAAUGCCUAGAGCUUGUUUUUAUGAAAGAAAACUGAAUUCUACCUUAAAGUGCUAAGAAUACCAGUUAGCAAUUAAUUCUGUCACCCUUCUUCAUUCCAACUAUUAUUUUAGUUCCCCAUUUAAUCCAUUACAUCAGAAAUAAAACUACAUAAUUGAAGCAUAUCGCAUUAUAUAGAACUUACUUUUUAACCCCAAAUUUCAAUGAAAAUUACUCACCAAUUCUGUUCAACAAAAACAAAUUUGACAGAAUCAGGAACCUACAUCUGGACAUAAAAUACUCAUUCAAAAACAGCACACAAAGCACUUCAUAUUCCUUAUGCCUUUAAGUAUCUUAGGUCUGUAUUUUUCAAACUUUGUCAGUCUUUUAUAAUA